Octodon degus (degu) is the source of this 327-nucleotide messenger RNA. RefSeq names its product NADH:ubiquinone oxidoreductase subunit A2 (gene Ndufa2). Lineage: Eukaryota; Metazoa; Chordata; Mammalia; Rodentia; Octodontidae. The record is from RefSeq and is a predicted model, not a curated record. The annotation marks the transcript as partial. The transcript has 3 exons.
CUACGUCAUCCAAUCCACUAUUGGUCCGGCUCUAGAACCUGCUUGGAACGUCAGGGACUCGAAUCUAAGGAGUAAGUGGAGAUGGCGGCGGCUGCGGCUGGUAGAGUGGUUGGGGCAAAGCUGGGUCUGCGUGAGAUUCGCAUCCACUUAUGUCAGCGCUCGCCCGGCAGCCAGGGUGUGAGGGACUUCAUCGAAAAACGCUAUGUGGAACUCAAGAAGGCGAACCCUGACCUUCCCAUUCUAAUCCGCGAAUGUUCCGAUGUUCAGCCCAAACUGUGGGCCCGCUACGCAUUUGGUGAAGAAAAGAAUGUCUCCUUGAACAACUUC